Messenger RNA from Protopolystoma xenopodis, 687 nucleotides. The record is from the annotation of a GenBank genome assembly. NCBI's taxonomy places the organism in Eukaryota, Metazoa, Platyhelminthes, Monogenea, Polystomatidea, Polystomatidae.
AUGGUUUUCCUUUAUUAUUUGUGCGUAUUUAAGGGCUAUCUUUUUAAGCGCAGCAGUGGCAAGAAGCCUUGGCGGUCUUGGUCGCGGCGCUGGUUCGUUCUAGCCGACAACCGGCUUAUCUAUUGCAAACGACCAUCACCAAGUGGUUCUGGACCUUCUUCAGCUGCAGCCAAUGCCCAGGUAGCCAGUGAAUUAGCGGUCCCCCCAGGUGUCGUCUUUGAGGAUGCAUCGUUGACCCCUCUACCUCCAGUCACGAUAAGCAAUAAUUCAUCAUCCUCAUCUGCAAAUUCACUCACUACCCAUUCAAAUACGACUAGUGGUGUCAGUGUUUCCAUCGAGCCCUUUAGUCUUAGUGAUGAUGGACUUAAUACAGCCACACCUGUUGCCACCAGUCUAUUCACCGGACAGAAUCUGCUCGAAUGGACCGUCUUGGAGCCUGACAUUCGGUUAUGCACUGCCAAGGCUUGUGAUUCGCCCAUUGGAGCUGGUGCAUUAAACUCAUCACCAGGUGAAGGUACGACUUCUCUUGGCCAGACGACAAACCUUGGUGGCACUGGCUACUGUAGUCAGGUCCGUCUUACCUCCUUGAGAGUUUAUUAUCCUUAUCUAGAUUGUUGGUAUAAACUUUAUAGCUUCGAUUUUAUAUUCGGCCUCAAGCGCUUGUAUCCCUUCCCAGCUUUUAUUUAA